ACAAUGGGUUUGUUUGUUGUGUUGAUUGUGAUUACACUUUAACCUUAAAGUGUGACAUAAUAUCCAAUGAAAUCAAUCAAUAAGUAUUGCAAUCAAUCAGUAAUUGAUUUUUUUGUUGAAACUAUUGGAUCAAUUGGUGUGUGAAUCAGUUUCAUCUGUUUUUUUUUUAAAGAAGUAGAAGAAUACGAAAGACAUUGCAAGCGAUUGAUUGUUUGAUUUAAUUGAAUGUCUUUUACGCGCACCGAUCGGUAUACUAUAGCGAUCGAUGGCUGCACUGAUUAAUCGGUCGAUUUCGAUGGUCAGCAACGGUUUCGGCUCAACUAAGACUACUAGUCAUCCGGUUAUUAAGACACAGACAUCGAUAAUGGAGUCGUCGUCGACAACGGCUAGUGAAUCGCCACUCAAAGUGUUUGUUUUGGCCAAAAAAACUAUCAACGAAAUAUUCGGCCAAAUCGGCCAAUUUGUUGAUGAGGCCAAACAAUUUGUUGCCAACUCUACCGACGAAGUGGUCACGAAAGAUCAGUUGACUCGUGUGGACAGCUUUAUCGACAAAGUGGUAGCCAUUUGCGAUGUACUUCGUCGCGAUCACAUGAAAGUGGCAUUCUUUGGCCGAACCAGUAAUGGCAAGAGUAGUGUCAUUAACGCUGUUCUCCAUAACAAGAUAUUGCCGUCGGGUUUGGGCCACACGACCAACUGUUUUCUGCAGGUCGAGGGCACCGACGAAGACGAACCGUUUAUUGUUGUCGACGAUAAUCCCAAUACUCGGCUCAAUAUCGAAUCGGUCCAGCAUUUGGCCAAUGCGUUGACCAAUGAAAAGAUGGGCGACUCGACUCUGGUCCGCGUCUAUUGGCCUAAAAACAAAUGUUCACUACUUAGCGAUGAUGUGGUUCUAGUUGAUAGUCCCGGUAUCGAUGUGUCCGCCAAUCUGGACGAAUGGAUCGAUAAGCACUGUCUGGACGCCGAUGUGUUUGUUUUGGUGUCCAAUUCGGAGUCGACACUAAUGAGAGCCGAAAAAAACUUCUUUCACAAAGUCAACGAAAAACUAUCGAAACCAAACAUUUUCAUUCUUAACAACCGAUGGGACGCUUCGGCAGCCGAACCAGAAAAUCAAGAACUGGUUCGCAAACAGCAUAUGACACGUGAUAUCGAUUUCUUGUCUAACGAAUUGAAUGUCGUCGACAGACACGAAGCCGAAGAUCGAGUGUUUUUCGUUUCGGCCAAAGAAGUACUCCAGACUCGACUUCAACAGUCAUCGGUCGUCGAGACAGCGGGAACUCCGUCUGGUUUUGCCGACGGCUAUCAACUCAGAUAUUUCGAGUUCGAAGAUUUCGAGCAAAAAUUUGAACAAUGUUUGUCUCAUACGGCUCUGAAGACAAAGUUUGCUCAGCACACAAAACGUGGCCAACGAUUAGCUACCGAAUUGGCAUCGAUUAUGGACACUAUUGAACGAUCGUCGCAACAGUUGAUUACCGCAAAGUGCGAACUAAGGAAAGAGUUGAACGAUAAGCUGGAAUUUAUUCAACAACAGAUACAACUGUUGACCAACGAAGCCAAACACCAGAUCUGCCAUCUGGUCGAACAGGUAGAGGUGAAAGUGUCGGCCGCACUUAACGAAGAGAUCCGGCGACUAUCGCUUCUGGUCAACGAUUUUGAUCGACCAUUUAGUUCGGAUAGUCUGGUUUUGGGUGUCUACAAGAAAGAGCUGCAUUCGCACGUUGAACGCGGUCUGGGAUCCAAUCUGCGGGCUCGGCUGUCCAGUGCAUUGUCCUGUAAUGUCGAAUCGGCGCAAAAAGAAAUGAUCGAACGAGUAAUGAAUUUGUUGCCACCAAACGAUCAGUAUCGACAACAUUAUCACUCGUAUAGUCUGACACCGCGACAGAACUUUGAGAUAUUAUACCGAAUUAACUGCGAGUCGUUGUGUUCGGACUUUCAAGAAGACUUAGAAUUUCGUUUUUCAUUCGGUUUGAUUCAAAUGAUUCAACGAUUUACUACCAAUUCAAAGGAUUUGGCAAAGAAAGAGUCGUUGUCGUCGUCGCAUAAAUCGUUGCCAUCGACAGCGCCGCAGACUCCCAGCAACAGUGAAGUAGUGAUGAAUGCUUCGGCCAAUCAAUUUGAUGCGCUGGCAGUUAUCGAACGGAUCAGUCAUCUGACAUCGCAAUCGCAUACAACUGUCGGUAUGCUUGCCGUUAGCGGUAUACUUGUCCGGACUAUUGGCUGGCGAUUGAUAGCCAUUACGGGCAGCGUUUACGGUCUACUCUAUGUCUAUGAACGUCUAACGUGGACUAAUCGGGCGAAAGAGUCGACAUUCAAGAAACAGUAUGUAAAUCAUUCGACCAGAAAAUUGAAAUUAAUUGUCGACCUAACCAGUGCUAACUGUUCACAUCAGGUCCAACAAGAGUUGUCGUCAACUUUUGCCCGUUUAUGUCAUCUAAUCGAUGAAGUAAUGGCCGAUAUUAAGACCGAAAUGAAACAAUUGGACGAACAGAUUCGUCAACUGUCCGACUGUUCGUCAAUUGCUCGCCGAUUGAAAAAUAAGGCCAACUAUUUGAACGACGAUUUGUCGAAAUUUACUAACGAUUAUCUAAAAGAUUGAUUUUUAAUUAUUCAUUUGAAAUCAAUCAAUGAUUGAUUGAUUAGCUAUAAUAUAGUAUUUUUAAAAAUUAAAAACAAAUUAUCUAAUUUUAAAAUAAAAUGAAAUCAAAAAA
This is a messenger RNA of Oppia nitens, 2705 nucleotides long. It is a transcript of the gene Marf, whose product is annotated as transmembrane GTPase Marf-like. Gene Ontology annotation, molecular function: GTPase activity; GTP binding. Lineage: Eukaryota; Metazoa; Arthropoda; Arachnida; Sarcoptiformes; Oppiidae. Gene Ontology annotation, cellular component: mitochondrial outer membrane. The record is from RefSeq and is a predicted model, not a curated record. Bases 266 to 2593 code for a protein of 775 amino acids. The transcript has 2 exons. Gene Ontology annotation, biological process: mitochondrion localization; mitochondrial fusion.